This is a messenger RNA of Gossypium raimondii (Peruvian cotton), 1694 nucleotides long. RefSeq lists its product as uncharacterized. The transcript is spliced from 5 exons. The coding region runs from base 155 to 1213 and encodes 352 amino acids. Lineage: Eukaryota; Viridiplantae; Streptophyta; Magnoliopsida; Malvales; Malvaceae. Gene Ontology annotation, cellular component: chloroplast. The record is from RefSeq and is a predicted model, not a curated record.
CCAAGAGCCUUCUUAAAUUCCCUUAAAUUCAAUUGGGUAUUCCUCAGAUACUACCAGCAUGCGCUGCUUGUGCUUUACUCACUCGUACCCAUAACCUUGCCUUCUUUGCUCUGCUCUUCCUCUAUAAAUAUACAAACAUAAUACGUAUUUGUUUAUGGCUUUUAGGUGUGCUUCAGCUUCUGCUCCAUUUUCCCACGUCGCUUCUUCCCUUUCUUCUUCUUUUCAUUUCCGGGUAAGCUUGUUUAGAAGACCAUAUAAUGACCAACGAGAGAGGACAGAACGGCCCAGAAAUGCUAAAGUGCUGAAGUUGAAGGGGUUUCUAAGGAGACAAAAUGUACUUUGUGCUACUUUGAAAGACCAAUCUCCGUACACUGAGAUCAAACCUGUUGAUUCAGAACUGUUAAGUGACAAUCCUGAUCCUGAAGAUAUAACUCCGGUUGGCUUAUCAUCUGUUCAUUUUGACGGAAGUGAUGGAAGACCUGGUUUUAUUUCAUUUUACAAUCGCCAAUACAAAAGAGACGAUGAAGUCAUUUCUAAUGUGCAGAGGAAUCAGAACAGCUUGCUAUGGUUUAUUGGUCCUGCUGUUCUUGUGGCAUCUUUCAUUUUGCCCUCACUUUAUUUACGUAGGAUACUUUCAAUGAUAUUUGAGGACUCCUUAUUAACAGAUUUUCUCAUAUUGUUCUUCACAGAAGCACUUUUCUAUUGUGGCGUUGCCAUUUUUCUUCUGUUAAUUGAUCGUCUAAGGAGGCCUACUGGACUAGAUUCUACAGCAGAAACCUUGGCCUCUCACUUAGGUCAACGCAUCUCUUCUGUUGCUAUUCUUGUGCUCAGUCUCAUAACUCCCAUGGUGACAAUGGGUCUAGUCUGGCCCUGGACUGGUCCUGCAGCAUCUGCUACUCUCGCCCCUUACCUGGUUGGUAUUGUUGUCCAGUUUGCCUUUGAGCAGUAUGCAAGAUAUCAGAAGUCACCUUCAUGGCCUGUCAUCCCGAUAAUUUUCCAAGUUUACAGAUUGCAUCAGCUGAAUAGAGCUGCUCAACUAGUGACAGCCCUGUCAUUCACAGUGAAAGGUGCUGAAAUGACUACAUACAACAUGGCAAUAAACAGCUCUUUGGGAACACUUUUGAAUGUACUCCAGUGCCUUGGGGUUAUCUGCAUUUGGUCACUCUCAAGUUUCCUCAUGAGGUUCUACCCUUCCACCACCAGGAUUACAUAGCGCGGAUGCAUUUCAUGUUCAGAAGGUUGGUGAAACUGUCAGUACAUGUUAUUUUUCGAGAAGACUGCAUUUGAUCUUACUAAAUGUAAUUAAAAAUAUAUUGGACCUGGCAUAUGCUGUUUGGUUACGCUCUGCUGUGAAUUUUUCAAGCAUAUCAAAAACUUCCUUAAGCAUCUUGGAACACAGGUUUUCCAUGCUGAAGAGAGCCAAAGCAGUUAAGAUUUCUAUGCCGGACCUAAUCUGACAAUCAAAGCAGUAAGCAACGUUAGAAUUUUAUUUAUUUAUUUAUGAGCAUGAAAUCCCAACUUUGUAUAUUGAUAUUUUCCCCUUAUGCAUAGUCGAGAUAUGGCAAGUUAACCUUGAAGGUUAUCAAAACCGGUACCAGUGAUUGAAUUUUCAAGUAAGGGUAACACAUCUAUGAAACUUGAUCUGUAGAAUCUGUCUGAUGUUGUGUUCAUUGAAUUGUGAAAGUUUUUAUUCA